This is a messenger RNA of Sceloporus undulatus (fence lizard), 2598 nucleotides long. RefSeq names its product Ras like without CAAX 1 (gene RIT1). Gene Ontology annotation, cellular component: plasma membrane. Gene Ontology annotation, biological process: Ras protein signal transduction. Bases 160 to 834 code for a protein of 224 amino acids. Gene Ontology annotation, molecular function: GTP binding; GDP binding; calmodulin binding. Lineage: Eukaryota; Metazoa; Chordata; Lepidosauria; Squamata; Phrynosomatidae. The record is from RefSeq and is a predicted model, not a curated record. The transcript has 5 exons.
CGGCCAUUUUGUCGGAGGUGGGCGGGAAGAUGAGGAAGCAGCGGUUGCGAGGAGGAGGCGGGAGAAGGAGAAGAAGGAGGAGAGCGCCGUCGCCGAUGGAGGCGGGAAUGGCGUCCUUCAGGGAGGGAGGCCUGUCCUAAAGCCCAGGGCCGAGGCGCCAUGGAGGCCAAGGGCCUGAAGGGGCCCGGCGGCGUGGUCUCCGGCGGGACUCCCCUUCCCCCCGGGCAGCCCCGCGAGUACAAGCUGGUCAUGCUGGGGGCCGGAGGCGUCGGCAAAAGCGCUAUGACCAUGCAGUUCAUUAGUCAUCGUUUCCCAGAAGACCAUGACCCUACAAUUGAGGAUGCUUACAAAAUGCGAAUAAGGAUUGAUGAUGAGCCUGCUAAUCUGGAUAUUUUGGACACAGCAGGCCAAGCAGAAUUUACUGCCAUGAGAGACCAAUACAUGAGGGCAGGUGAAGGAUUUAUCCUGUGUUACUCCAUCACGGACUGGCGAAGCUUCCAUGAGGUGCGCGAGUUCAAGCAAUUGAUUUAUCGUGUGCGGCGCACAGAUGAAACUCCAGUGGUUCUGGUGGGGAACAAGUCUGAUCUAGGCAAACUGAGGCAGGUCUCCAAGGAAGAAGGCUCAGCUUUGGCACAAGAGUUUGGCUGCCCGUUCUUUGAAACCUCAGCUGCUUUUCGCUACUAUAUCGAUGAUGUCUUCCAUACGCUUGUCCGAGAAAUCCGAAGGAAGGAGAAGGAAGCUGUUAUAGCUCUGGGAAAGAAAGUGAAGCCCCAAACAAGUGUCUGGAAAAGGUUGAAAUCUCGGUUUUGGAAGAAGAAGAAUUCUGUCACCUGAAUAGGUGACAUCCUUCAGUUGAACUCCAUGUGCACAAGAGAGCCAAAACAGUGCAGAAGUCUUUCAGCCUUGUGUGCUUGUUUCUUCUGCUCACUGUGUUCCUUGAAAUAUUACCUUGUGUUAAAACGUUGUGAAGGCUAUUCCACUGCAGAAUAUUUUUACCCUGGUGCUGAGAGUUGUUGCAUUGCAGUGUGUGUGUUUCAAAUUUCAUCUCUCUCUCCCCCUCCCUUCCUGGAUAAGACUUAACAAAAAGUAAUUGACCCAGAUGCCUAUAAAUGAGUUUUGCAAAUCAUUACAGAAUAGCAAACCAACUUGCCUGCCCACAUUUACUUUGUGCCUCAUGUGGUGGUAUCACUAGCUGGUCUGAUAUUUGUUGCUCAUACUAGUGCUAAGGAUUCUUUUAGCAUUUGACUCUUAUUUCAAUAGAACGGUGUUUCAGAGGAUUAUAAACUGAGAUUUCAGUUGUGAAGAAGCUGCAAAAGAAGACACAGCUGACCAAAUCUAUCCUCAUGUAUUUUUCCAUAUUUUUGUGGGGGCAGGGAUGGUGGAAUUUAAGCGAAAUAAGCAGAAUUUUAACCCUCGGGUGAUGACACAGUUACGCAACUACAUGCCUAUUACAAAGGUUUCUAGCAUCUACAGUUUCUCCUAUUGGUGUAUUAAUAUGCACCAUUAUUCUGUUUGGAAACAUUCCAUAUUCUUUUGGUAUCAACAACCAAUGUUAUUUUUUUAACCUUUAAUUUCACCACUCCUAUGUAGUGUUUACAGUUUUCCCCACACAUAUUGGGCUGUGACCCAGUUUUGUAACUGAAGCCUACAUAUGGGAAUUGUCUGUUAGGAAAUUCCCUUUCUAUUGGAUGCUGUUACGUGUUCGGGGGCAGUUGGAUUGCUGUAGGAGUGGUACUGUGAAGUGUAAGAGUGAUGGAGUCAAGUGGUUAAAGCGUGGCCAGUGUGAGACAAGUUGGUGGUAAAUGAAGGAUGGAUGGAUUGUGGUUGGUGACUGAUCUCCUGACCCUCACAAGGUAAGGGGAGAUUUUGUAGUGUAGGAGCAACAUGCUUUGUGUGUGGAAUGGCCAAGUUGUAAUUUCUAGCAUUUCAUUCACAGAGUGCUCUGGAUAGGCAGGGCUUGAAAUCUUGGAAGGGCAUUGUUGCUCAAGAACAGAGUGUUGAGUUUUAAAAGGUGCAUGGUCUGAUGCAGGGCAAGGCAGCUACAGAUACUUACUUUACAAUCCUUAGUAGAGCACAUGCAUUGAUGUCCUAGUUGGCAUGCUGUAUGAGCACAACCGCAUUGGUGCCAGUGGUAAAUGAAAGAAGUUGUACUGUGACUUUUUGGGAGGAGGUUAUGAGAUCUUUGCAGGAAAACUAAGAAGUAUAUACGUUUAUUGUGGCACCACACCACUCCGACAGAGAAAGCUGGUGCCACAGCCUAACUUGGAGAAGAGAAGGUUAAGGGGUAAUAUGAUUGAAGGGAUGUCAUAUUGAGGAUAGAGCAAGCUUGUUUUCUGCUGCUCCAGAUAAUGGGACACAGAGCAAUGGAUUCAAAUUACAGGAAAAGAAAUUCUACCUAAACAUUAGGCGGAACUUCCUGACAGUAAGAGCUGUUUGACCGUGAAACACAUUCCAUCGGAGUGCACUUAAAAACCUUUGGAGGUUUUUAAACAGAGGUUGGAUGGCCAUCUGUUGGGAAUACUUUGAUGGUGAGUUCCUGCAUGGCAGAGGGUUGAACUGGAUGGCCCUUGAGGUCUCUUCCAACUCUAUGAUUCUUAC